GCCAUUUUAAAUACUAUCUUGAAAAUUUUCCUUACGUAUGUACUUUAUACCAGGAGUUGGUAGCCUUUCUAUUCGUUUCGAUUUGUUUGACUAUAGUUUGACUGUGUAGUAGUAGGAAUAACAUAAAUGAAACCCCUACAGAGGGGAUCUAUCGUCGAAAUUGUGUAUGUCGAUUCUCUUGUCUAAUCCUGAUUUUAUAAAGAGUUUUCAUUCAUCAAGUAAAUUUAUAGAACGAGUAUUAUUGAACAUGAUAUUUGUGAACAUUAAAAAGAAGCAAGUUGUACCUUAGAUUUGUAUUACACUGUAAUUCUUAAAUAAUAUCGAUUAGUAACAAAAAAAUAAUUCCAAUCUCUGAUUAAUAAUGUUAUUUGUUUUAUUAUUAACACUAAAUACACUACGGUAAUAGCUAGUCAAAUGAAUGCUUAAAAUUAUAAUUUUAUCAUAAUAAUUUGUUUUUGAUUAUUAAACUAUAAUAUCUGGCUUUUCUAUUGUUACUUCAAAUUACGCAGUGAUUACUUCUUACUUUCAAUUAAAACUUACUUAAUUAUGAAUUUCAAUUUUGAAUAAACUGUAAUAUUAAAAAAUAUAAAAGUAAAAUACUUGUUUUACUAGUUAAUUAGUUUUACACAUAUCCACGAUUUGGAUUUACAAUAUGUCUGGAACACCUAUUAUUAAUCAAAUUCAUCAUUAUCAAAGGAGCAUUGAAAAAUAUUCCGACAAUGAAAAAAGAAUUUUACAUUGUAUAGAAAAGCUCUAUAUGCUACCAGUUACUGUGCAACAUCUUCAAGAAACAGGUGUUGGCAGAACCGUAAAUGGAUUACGAAAGUAUGAAGGUACAGUUGGUGAUGCAGCCAAAGCAUUAGUUGCCAAAUGGAAGACGAUGGUUGUUGAUGAAGAAAGCAGUGAUGGUGAUGAAGGAGAAUCUUGUGUACCUGACAUUUCUGAAGGAUAUAGUGAUAAUUCCGACUCUAGUAUUGAUAAAGAUGUUCAGACUCAAAGUACAAGAUGUAAACUCGAUGAUAUUCAAGACCGUGUAAGUAAAAAAUCAAAGGAACAUGAAUCAAAACAUAGUUCUUCACGUCCUAAACAGCCCUCCUUAGAUAAUCCAAAACAAAAAGAUUCCAACACAAGGAGCCAUCAUGAAAAUAAUUUGGAUCGAAAUGAAAAAGUUGUCGAUCAAAGUUUAAGUUUAAAAACAAGUUAUAAAAAUUCGGAUUCAAAUCACGAAUCUAAACGAAAGAGAAAAUCAAGCGAUUCAGGAGAAUCAAAAAAUACCAAACAUAAUUCUAAAAAAUUGAACAAUGACACAUCUAAUCACAAUAAUAAUUCAGUUAGUUCUAAAAAAAAGUAUUCCAAUGAAUUAUCUCAUUAUAAAGUUGAUGCGUUUGUUGAAAAUAAUGGUGAUGCUCAAAAAUCACGGAAACGUAGAUCGUUUUCUUCCGAUAAAAAUAUAGAUAAAAGCCGAAAUUCUAAUAUCAAUGAAUCAGAAGAUGAAUCAAUAUCGAACGUUGAUCUAACAAGUAAAAGAAAGAAUAAAGAAAAAUACGAUAGUAAUAUUAAAAUUAAAACGGAAAAAUUAGAAAACUUAACUAGUAAGCAUAAAAGUAAAUCGCAUAAUGAAAAAACUCAUGAACAAAGAAAAGAAGAAAUACAUAAUACCUCAACAACAUUGAAUAAUUCAAAUGAUACGACUUCUCACCGGAAAGAUAAGAGUGAAAGUAAAUCUAAGAGAGUUUAUAAAGAUAGUAGUGAAAGAAAAAAAUCGGAAUCUGAGAGUAAAAGUAAAGGACAUAAAAAAAGUAAAGAUCAAAAGAAAAUCAAUGGCGAUGGUGGCAUUGAUUGUAAUUCUGGUACAAGCUUUGCUGAAGCUUUAGGAAUGUGUGCGGGUCCUGUGUCUUUGCGAAAGAAAAAUUCAACAGUUCCUUCUAAGUCAGAGAAUGCUGUAUCGCUUAGUAGUAAACCUAAAGUAAAAACUGAGUUUUCAUCCGUGAAAACUGAAUUUCCAGCUGUAAAAAUUGAACCUCCAUCUCUAAAGACCGAUGAACCACCCUCUCUUUUGGCUCCAAAUGUCAAACUGGAGCCAUUAAAAGUAGAUCUUGAUUCAACACUUCCUGAAAUAAAUCCAAAUUACAAACCACUUCCAGUGAUUCCCGCUAUUCAUCGAAAAUUUGAAGAACGAAAAGCUCUUGAUGAAGCCAUUUAUGCAAAAAACAUUAGGACUAAAGUAUACUCGGGUAAUAAAUCAGGUUAUACGAGCGUUCCAAGUCUGUAUGAAUUAUGCAUCAGAGUAUUAAUAGAAAAUAUUGAAGCACUCGAAUUUACUGGAGGUGUUCCAUAUUAUAUAAUAAAACCUGUAUUGGAACGAGCAACGGCUGAUCAACUUUUCAUGAUUGAACAUUAUAAUCCUUACCUGAUAGAAGAUACUGAUGAAUUGUGGAAAUUUCAUUGUAAUCGAGAAUUUAGGAGUAAAGUGCGAGAAGAGAUGGAAUCAUGGAGAGAAAUGUAUAUGCGUUGUUUGGACGAGCGUGAAGCUAAAUUAAAAACACUUACUGCAAACAUUAAACAGUCAAUAGAUAAAUCACUUCCAGUGAGAUCUACAAUAAUGGCUUAUGUCGAUGAUGUUGCUAAACCACCGAGGAAUAUUUUGAGAAAACAAGCGAAAUAUGGAACUGCUAAUACCUCCUCUUCAUCCGACAUAAAGAAAAAGAUAAUAGCUAGUAGCUUAGGGGCAACUAAAGUUUCAGUUCCGGCUCCAAUUUCUAGAAGUUCUGGAAUUGUAAAAAAACAUAAAGCUCCACUGAUGGCAAAAGCGCUUCAACUAAUAAAAGGGCGCUACAAACGGUAGUAUUAGAAAAUUUAUUUUAAUUGAUCGAUUAACAUACUCUUUGUGAUUUUAUAUAUAGAUAUAUAAUUGUAAUUAUCUAUAAAAUUCAUCAUUAAAUUUAUGUUUUUUCAAUAAACCAUUAGGGUAAAUACUCUA
Molecule: messenger RNA, 2980 nt
Organism: Chelonus insularis
Lineage: Eukaryota; Metazoa; Arthropoda; Insecta; Hymenoptera; Braconidae
Gene: EloA
Product: transcription elongation factor B polypeptide 3
Exons: 8
Coding region: 653-2845 (730 amino acids)
Biological process (GO): transcription elongation by RNA polymerase II
Cellular component (GO): nucleus; elongin complex
Source: RefSeq, a predicted model, not a curated record